Didymodactylos carnosus is the source of this 567-nucleotide messenger RNA. The record is from the annotation of a GenBank genome assembly. Lineage: Eukaryota; Metazoa; Rotifera; Eurotatoria; Philodinida; Philodinidae.
GAGAUGGCACCUGUAUCCAAAUAAUGAAGAGUAUUUUCCUACAAGAAAAAAAGAGGGAGAAAAUACCAAGUCGAGAAAGUGAGUGAGAUAUGUACAAUUCCUCGUUGAUCAUCAGCUAAACAACGAAGAAUCAAAGCUACAAUUAAACGAAAAUCGGUCAAGAGUGAGAAAGUUAUGCCGUGUAGAUUUAGAUAAUCAAAGUUAUCUAUCAUCCACAUUUUUUUUCUUCUCAUUUAGUCAUCAAAUAAUAAUAGUUCAACGAUAACUGAUUUCAAUAUGUUACAUACAUUAUCAAAUAAUGACUGGAAAAAAUAUUGUCUUGUUAAUCUCAUGAUAUCGAAUCAUAAUCAAACACUGUCGACAAUUAUUAGUUAUCCAGCUUCAAUACGUACCUAUGAUGUAGGUGGAAUGUGUUCGAUUCCAUUUGAAACGACAAAAAGUAAUGUUACUAAAGAAUUAAGUUUGAAUACGGGUAUUACAUUUGUUAGUAAAUAUUUAUUAAACAGUAAAAAUUCAUCGAUUCUAUUUGAUCUUAUUAUGAAAAUAAGUUACUUGUAUUUAAGAUAA